Messenger RNA from Boeremia exigua, 1392 nucleotides. Its product is annotated as arrestin domain conatining protein. The coding region runs from base 89 to 1294 and encodes 401 amino acids. Gene Ontology annotation, cellular component: division septum. NCBI's taxonomy places the organism in Eukaryota, Fungi, Ascomycota, Dothideomycetes, Pleosporales, Didymellaceae. The transcript is spliced from 2 exons. Gene Ontology annotation, biological process: division septum assembly. The record is from RefSeq and is a predicted model, not a curated record.
CGUCGAGCGCCCCAGCAGCCGCCGCCCCGCCGCCGCCCGCCCAUGCGGCGCCUGUCUCGCUGCCAGGCCCGCGCUGCAUGCUAGAGAGAUGGCGGCCUUUGUCCGGGUGUCGGGCCCGCCCAACUCCAACUUCCUGGUCGGCUACCCAGGCAUCUCGGCCACGCUGCCGCGCAUCGAGGGCAAGGUCGAGGUGCGCCCGCUGCUGGGCGUCUCGGCCCCCGUCAACGUGUCGCUCGUCACCAUUGCCCUGCACCGCCGCGAGACCAUCCACCCGUCCGCCGACUCGGUCACCAAGAAGCACCUGGCCGCCCCGCGCAAGGACAUCACCGACCUGGUCGGCAAGGAGAUGCUGCUGUUCCGCUGCUCCGCCAGCCGCGAGCACGACAGCAUCCUGUGCAUGGACCUGCCCUUUGUCAUCUUCAUCCCCUACGGCCGCGGCGGCGAGGAGGUCGCGCGCCGCGUGCCGCCCGCCAGCCUGCAGCUGCCCUCGCGCACCGCCGAGACCUUCUACGAGCUCGUCGUCACCGUCCAGCAGGGCCACAGCGACCAGCGCAAGUACGCCUUCCCCGUGCCCAUCCAGCGCUACGACACCCUGUCGACCUUUGGCAUGUACAACCGCCCCGAGAGCGCCGAGCGCGUCACCGACCACCUCGUGACCCUGGGCAUCAGCCUGCCGCGCUGGAGCUACGGGCCGCUGGACCCCGUGUCCGUGUACAUCAAACUGAGCCCCAAUCCGGACUGGCUGAGCAAGGCGAAGAAGGUUACAAUCAAACAAAUCACCGUGGGGAUAGACGAGGAGAUCAUCUUCAACCACGAGGGCGACGAGCCGACGCGCAAAGUCAAGACAUUAGCAAAGACCACCCAGGCCGUGGGCGUCAAGAUGCCCGAGGCCGGCUACUUCACAAACCUGGGGCUGGUAUUCCCGGCCAAGGACCUGCGCGACAGCGACGGCAUUGUCCCGCGCGGCAAGAAGGAAUUCCCCAUGUACGCCGUCAACGGCUUCACGACGACCGGUACUCUGUAUAAGAUCGAGUACUACCUGACCGUCAAGGCCCAAAUGAGCUCCGCCCGCGACAUCCUCCUGCGCCAGCCCAUCGUCGUCUGCCCCUUCGACCACGCCGGCUGCAAGGAGGAAAUGGAAGCCAUCGAGCAGGCCGCCAAGGACGCCGCCCACGUCGCCCCCGACAACCCCAUGCUGCCCGCCAGCCACAUCGUGCGCGCCAACGACCCCAACGGCCUGGCCGCCCUCGGCAUCGCCAUCGUUGGCGGCGUCCGAAAACCCCUCAUCGAAUGAGCCGCGCCGCCCGCUUUGUGACAGCCCCCCACUGCCCCACCGCAGCACAGUCUGCCCGCGACUCCCCCCGCCGUCACCGCCAGCGACGCUCCUCCACC